AAAUCUGAAAUCUGAACAUAAGCUUCAAGCCGUUUUCAAACCAUAAGGCCGAAUCCAAUGUGCGCAAUAUUGAAAACGUACGUUACAAAUAAUUGUUGUCUUAGGAACCGCCGCCAUCGCUUUGCUUGCUUUUGUGAGGAGAAAUACAAAUAAAUGUCAGGUGUUUUUGUAGCGAAUCCUGCUAGAUACGUGAUUGCCGAAGAGGCAGUGAGUGUUGAACGUCUUUUAGAUGAAAAUGAGCAUAUUAUAGAGUUGAUUGCUGAUUUUGUUAAAAAGGGGCGAUUUUAUGAAGCUGUUCAAAUGCAGACUAUCCUACAACGGAAUCUAGUCUAUCUUGUUUCAUUGGUUGAUCAGUAUAACUUGAAUGCAAGUGAAUCAGCUGAAAAUACUGAUAACAUGGACAGUACUACAACAACAACAACAGCAGCAACAACAACAACAACAACUACUACUACUACUAAUAAUAAUGAAAUCAAUAUCGAUAAUAAUAAUAAUGAGAUGGUUAUUGAUGAGUAACUGUAUAGUGCUCUUAUUCUUUUACCUUUUUAUUCUCCGUACACAUUUACUCUUGUGUUACUGUGUAUGCCUCUCAUUGUACAUACAUAAUUCAUGCCUUUUUAUUUAUGGAUGGAUAGUACAUUAUUGUAGAUUAUUGUGAGCAGACAAACACAGUCUUCUGAUUGGUGGUUUC
Trichobilharzia szidati is the source of this 691-nucleotide messenger RNA. The record is from the annotation of a GenBank genome assembly. NCBI's taxonomy places the organism in Eukaryota, Metazoa, Platyhelminthes, Trematoda, Strigeidida, Schistosomatidae.